UUAAGUUUACGUGCUUUGGAAAACAGCAUGAAAUUUGCGUGGUACAAAAGGAAUAGAAACAAUGUUACGUUUGAGCAUACCGUAAAAAUAGAUGAUUCAAGUGACAAACAGGUCUUGUCAAGCACAAUGUAUACAUCUGUGCCACCAGAAAACGACAGACCUAGGCCUCUUUCUCAGAAUGUCGUCACUCGACGGCGCAUGACAGCGGUCAGCGGUGCACGAGAAACAUGGAGCAACCGUGCCGAGUUCAUUCUUAUUCUUAUUGGUUACACUAUUGGUUUGGGAAAUGCUUGGUUGUUUCCAUUUCUAUGUCACAAAAAUGGCGGAGCAUCUUUCCUUAUCCCUUACUUUUUCAUGCUGGCUAUCAUUGGAAUACCACUUUACUACCUUGAAUUAUGUCUUGGACAACGCAUGCGUAAAGGAUCCAUUGGCGUAUGGAAUGAGAUCAGUCCAUAUUUAGGUGGAGUGGGGUUUUCAAGCGUUGCAGUCUGUUUCUUUGUCUCCCUAUACUACAAUGUCAUUAUCGCUUGGUGCGUAUUCUACUUUGUCAGCUCGUCGGACCCCUUGCCUUGGACAUUGUGUCCAAGAGAGGAGUUUCGCGUCGGAAACACAACUGAAAUGUUCAAAGUUCCCGAGUGCAAUCGGUCCAAUCCGACAAAUUAUUUUUGGUAUCGGACUGCCCUUGACAUUUCCUCAAAAAUCGAAGAAAGCGGCGAUUUCAACUGGAUAAUGUUUUUAUGUCUUGCAUGUACUUGGUUUGUCAUUUGGCUUUGCAUGAUGAAAGGAAUCAAAGUGACUGGCAAGAUUGUUUAUGUCACUGCAACAACUCCAUUGGUAUUGCUAAUCGUCUUAUUUUUUUGUGGUGUGCAUCUCAAAGGUUAUCAAGAAGGAUUAGCUUUACUUUUUAUACCAAAGUUUGAAAAACUGAAGGAUCCUGAAGUGUGGAAGGAUGCUGCAAUUCAAAUAUUUUACUCGCUUGGCGUCGCAUACGGCUCUCUCAUCGCGUUUGCAAGUUAUAACCCGAUGAAAAGUAAAUGUAACCGUGAUGCAAUUCAUGUUUGCCUCGUCAACUGUGGGGUGUCAAUCUACGCGAGCGUUGUCGUAUUUUGUUUCAUUGGAUUUGAAGCCGAUAAAAAAAUGGAAGACUGUUUACACACUCAAAUAGGUGUACUGAAUAGCACAGGUUCACUCGCAAAGCAUGAUCUACCAGUUGAAGACUUGUAUACACUGGAACAAAUUUUAAUUACCAAAGCUAAGCAGUUAAAUACUACCAUGGCAUGUGACAGGAACAAAUUCUUGGAAGAGGUACCAGCAGGGAGAGCAUUUGCAUUUCUUGUAAUUACUGAGACGAUUAGUAAAUUACAAUAUCCAACGUUAUGGUCCAUCAUGUUCUUCUUCAUGCUUGUGAUGAUUGGCAUAGAUACAGAGUUUGGAAUGCUCGAGGGAGUCGUUACACCUAUUAUUGACAUGAAGAUAUUCCCAAAAUUGCGCAGAGAAGUACUUUCGGGAAUCGUAUGUUUCAUCUGCUUCCUUUUUGCAAUCAUGACUUUGUUCUCUUCUGGCGAAUACUGGUUGCAGUUUAUCUCUGCUCACUGUUCAGACAUACCAUUACUAGUAAUUGGACUUGUGGAGGUUCUUGCUGUCUCUUACGUUUAUGGAAUAAAUAGAUUUUGUGAUGACAUCAAAUACAUGACAAACAAGUCUCCUUCUUUCAUUUGGAUAUUGUGCUGGAAAUUCAUUUCCCCUCUAGCAAUAUUGACCAUUUUGAUAACAUCAGUUGUAAAAAUGAUUGAGAUGCCACCAACUUAUCGAGCCUGGGAUAAAUCUACGGGGGAAACAUCGUCUAAAGAUUACCCUCCAUGGCUCAAUGUGCUUGCUGUUCUCCUAAUACUUUCUUCGAUCAUAUUCAUACCAGCUUUUGCCUUGCUCAACUUUUUCGGCGUUAUAAAAAUAAACGGAAGAGGAACGAUCGUCCUGUUGCCGAAAAAGGCUCGACGCACCAGUACGCGUAACAUACCGAUGAUUCGAUUCAGCAGCUCACAAAGCUCCAGAAGUAAUACUAAGUCAAGUGUUGGCUCGUACGCUGAGCAUUAUGGGAAUGGACAGUAUGAGAGAGUGAUUACGAAUGACGAAAAUCCAUUGGUUAAUUGCAGUAAUUAAUUACUAAGUGUUACGAAAAACUACUAAUGACAAAAUUUUGCAAUUUACUAGGACCGAUGAUGUAUACACAAUUGUUUUCUAUUAAUAUUACAUUUAAUGCUAUGACUGCUAUGAUAUAAAACUAUAUUUAAUGGUAUCCUUGUAAAUAUAAUAAAGAACAAUAUAGUAGAUUUAUAGUCUUUUUACCACAAAUAAAAUAAGAAUACGAGUGACUGUUUGAUAAA
Xenia sp. Carnegie-2017 is the source of this 2384-nucleotide messenger RNA. Its product is annotated as sodium-dependent neutral amino acid transporter B(0)AT3-like. The record is from RefSeq and is a predicted model, not a curated record. NCBI's taxonomy places the organism in Eukaryota, Metazoa, Cnidaria, Anthozoa, Malacalcyonacea, Xeniidae. Gene Ontology annotation, cellular component: membrane. Gene Ontology annotation, biological process: sodium ion transmembrane transport.